This is a messenger RNA of Maylandia zebra (zebra mbuna), 3796 nucleotides long. RefSeq names its product NCK interacting protein with SH3 domain (gene nckipsd). Gene Ontology annotation, biological process: endocytosis. Lineage: Eukaryota; Metazoa; Chordata; Actinopteri; Cichliformes; Cichlidae. Gene Ontology annotation, molecular function: protein binding; Arp2/3 complex binding. The record is from RefSeq and is a predicted model, not a curated record.
GCGUGUUCGGUGGGAUGUGACAGCGCCCUCCUACGGUGUUUACGGUAACAGUCGGGUCAGAUGAUCCGAGCUGCAUUGUAAAUAGACAUGCCUUCGUAGCCGCUUUAAAUCAUCCCCAGCAAAGCAGAUUUCGGCACUCGGGCACUGCUUAUCUCCAGAUAACCCUUCUCUGUCGUUAUCGGGUCGUUUCGCUGUCUUAAAGUGUCAUUAAAGUAUGUACCGGUCUUUGUACGCCUUCCGAUCCUCGGAGCCCAACUCGCUGCACUUCGCGGCCGGAGAAAGCUUUUUAAUCCUGGAGAGGAGCAACAAACACUGGUGGCUGGGGUCCCACUGCAGCUCGGGGGAAACCGGCUACAUCCCCGCCUCGUAUAUCGAAAAAAUCCAGGCUCCAGAGCAGGAUGAGGUACUGCAGUCCAUCGACAGAGCGAUCGAAGGAAUCCACAAUGUGGCCUUAAAGAAUGGAGGCAAAUACAAUCUGGAGCAGCGGGAUGUUCUGCAAAAGCUCAUCCAUCACAGAAAGGAGACCCUCGCUCGGCGAAGUUCGUCCUCCGCCAGUCACAAACAGGGCCUCCCAUCUUCCAGCAGUGAGAUAUCGCUCAGUCAAACCCCUCCUCCACCCAAUGGCCUUAGCAGAGACUAUCAGCGACAGGGAAGCGUGCCGUUAUCAGGAAGCAUGGACAGUAUGCAAGGACAACAGGGUUUUUAUCAGGUGCCACCUCAGGCCCGGCGUGCUGCUCCGAUCACUCCGCCUCCCCCUGAAAAGCAGAGGAACCACCGGCGUCCAGCAGAGCCAGAGGUCCCCUCCAGAGUGUCCUCUCUUCCCUCGUCCCCUGCUCCCUCCCUCUCGAUCAGCACCACCUCCAUAGACACGGGCUCCUCCCUCUCUCCGAUCUCCUCUGAAGUCAGUCUGCCAAGUAUUUCCAGCACCCCUCCUCCUCCUGUGCCGUCCCGUGUCAAGCCCCCCGGGCCGCCUCCGGACCUGCUGCCCUCUGACUCGUCUCCUCAGCCGGCUCCUGCAAAGAAAAGCCCCGCACCGCAGCCCCCCCAGCCUACCCCACCCUCCCAGCGCAGCACCCCUCCACAGCCUGCUGCUCCUGCUUCUCCUGCUGCUCCUGCUGCUCCUGCUGCUGAGGAGGACCAGCGGGAGCCUGAGUGGCCCGUCGCCCCCCCGUCUGUUGCUGAAAACCCUCCUGGCAGCUCCUCGACCUCUGAGGUGGUUCCCAUGACCAUUGGAGCUGAACUGAUCGAGCUGGUGCGAAAGAACACGGGCUUGAGCUACGAGCUGUCGCGGGUCGCCGUCGGCGUGGUGGUCGCCCAUCUGCAGACCACUUUGCCGCAGGCCUCCCCCGCUUUGGAGCAAGUCCUCGUCUCGUUGGUGGAGAGCAAGGACCUGAGUGCGGCGCUGCCGCAGGGCCAGGUGUGUCACGAUGAACAGCGGCUGGAGGUGAUCUUCAGCGACCUCGCCCGUCACCGGGACGACUCCCAGCAGCGUAGCUGGGCGCUUCAUGAAGAUCACGCUCUCAUCGCCUGCUACCUCGAGGAGCUGCUGAAGAUACUGACCGAUGCAGAUCCAGAGGUGUGUAAGAGGAUGUGCAAGGCCAACGACUUUGAGAACGUGCUGUCCCUGGUUUCCUAUUAUCAGAUGGAGCACCGUGUGUCUUUGCGGCUGUUGCUGCUCAAAGUUUUUGGGGCGAUGUGCAGCCUGGAUGCUGCUCUCAUCUCCGCCCUUCUCAACUCCAUCCUCCCCAUGGAGCUGGCAAGAGAUCUUCAGACUGACACACAAGAACACCAGAAGAUGUGCUACACAGCUUUGCUGCUAACUAUGAUAUUCUCAAUGGGAGAGCAGGUUCCAUAUCAUCACUACGAACACUUGAAUGCCGAGUUUGUUCAGUUUCUGCUGGGUGUGGUGGAGGACGGGCAUCCCUCUGAUCCCACAGAGCAGCUGCCUGACAUCUUCCUGAACCUCGUGCUUUCCUUCAACCUGCACCACACAGCUCCCAGCAACAACGUGAUCAUGAACGAACUGAAGCAGAAAAACGUCAAGAUCCUCUCAGAGAAAGUGCUGCUGCUCCUGAACAGAGGCGACGACCCCGUGUGCAUGUUCAAACACACUCCGCCUGCACCGCACUCGGUGCUCAAGUUCCUGCAGGAUGUUUUCGCCAGCCGAGAGACUGCCGACAUCUUCUACCGCACCGACAUGAUGGUGAUGAUCGACAUCGCUGUUCGACAGAUAUCUGACCUUUCACCUGGUGACAAGCUGCGGAUGGAGUAUCUCUCCCUCAUGCACUCCAUAAUGCGCUCGACGGACUACCUCGAGCACCGGCACCGCCUGUCGGAUCUGCAGGGGACGCUGCAGAGGAUUCUCAGGGAGGAAGAAGAUCCCGGCGAGGAUGAAGGGAGCGCUACGGCGAAACAGAUGGAUAAGCUGAUCGUGCAGCAGAUCUACAAGGAGUUCCCACAGAUCUGCGAGAACCAGGACUAACCGGUGCCAGUAUCACAAACUGUAGUCUGCUCCCAGCUACUGCGGCGAGGUACGGUAAAGAUUAAAAGAGGAAGAGCGGACGUUUGAAGACGACUCGUACCCCGCGCCGGCCCGUGCUGAGAGAAGCCGGUGUUUACUCCAGUGCUGCAGCGUGCGUGGGAUGCUGAGUGUUAUUUGAAUAAUGAGUGUGUGAGAGUGUGUGAGUGUUUAAGAAGGAAGAAAUCUGACAAAUGCACAAAAGGUUUGUGCCAUAUUUGGUGAAUUAGUAAGUGGCCAAUCCUUGAAGCUCAUCUCAAAGCGAAUCCUUAGCAAUAAUGUCCUUGUGAAGCUUACGUGGACUAACUGCAUGCACCUAAAAGUAUUGUUGAAAUUAACUGACUAAUAACCACAGGUAAACUCUAUUCUAACCAAACUGACUGCAGUUUACAGAUUUAUAGCAGGAAGGCAAAUCAGUGCUUACGUUAGAUGAUUUGAGGCCACAGCUUCAGCGUGGAGAGAAAGCUUUGAACCUUUACGUGCUUCCCUUUUAGUGGGACCAAACUACUGUGUGUUACUGACAGCGAUAUUUUCUCCACAGGUCACCGCACUCUUAAAACUGACUUCCUCUUUUAUUCAUAUCCUCCAUCCUAAUUUAAGACGAGUAGAACAACUUGAGCAAGUUUACUUCUCUGGCGAGAAAAGCACAGUCUGACUCGCGCGUUGCCGAUACUAAGCUUUUUGCUGAUUAAGCUGCCGCUGCUUAUUAUCGAGUCUCUUCUCGCUCUGGUACUUUCCUCACAGCUUUUCGCUCUGUACCUGCAAAAGCGAAGCUCCUCAAGCAUCACGCCUCAUCGACCGUUUACAGCUUCUGUGCUGCAGUAAAGCAAAAUUCUGACAACUGGCUUGUGAGCUGUGGCAGGAGUGUUAUUACAUUAUCAGUGUUGUUGAUUUCCAGCUUCUCAUGUUCAUACUUAAAGUCAAGAAGAAGAACUGUAAUGCAGGACAUUUAUUUGAUCUCACUGUGGUUUAAAUACUUUCAUACCUUCCCCCUGAUUGUUUUUUUUUCCCCCUCCUCUCAACACUGUAGUGAUGAUGUUGUUCAUUAUUAUCUGAUUUUUAAUCUCUGGCAUUGCUUCUCCUGACACGAUCCAGAGGUGAUAUCAGACGUUUAGUGUGAGUGUUUCAUUCUCUGGUUGACUGUGUGUGUCUCUUUACGGUGUAUGUGCGUUCCUUUGUGCGCGUGCGAGUGGUGAACGUCUCCAUGAUUCACUUUGUCUGCAAAUGUGCUGCGGCUGUGUUAUAAUGAAACUAAUAAAGCUCUAUUUUAACAGUGAA